Recurvomyces mirabilis is the source of this 576-nucleotide messenger RNA. RefSeq names its product translation machinery-associated protein 20 (gene TMA20). The transcript is spliced from 2 exons. Gene Ontology annotation, molecular function: RNA binding. The record is from RefSeq and is a predicted model, not a curated record. The coding region runs from base 1 to 576 and encodes 191 amino acids. Gene Ontology annotation, biological process: formation of translation preinitiation complex. NCBI's taxonomy places the organism in Eukaryota, Fungi, Ascomycota, Dothideomycetes, Mycosphaerellales, Teratosphaeriaceae.
AUGUUCAAGAAGGACUUCACAGCCGGCAGCAAGACCAAGGUCAAGUCUUCCGCCCAACGAGCCAUUCGCGCCAAGGUCGUCGAAACAUAUCCACGCCUUGAACCACAUAUCGAUGAGAUAUUACCCAAGAAAGAACAACUCGACCUUGUAAAGCUACCCGACCGAGUCUCACUCUACAGUCUCGGUAAUGAAGGACUGUUCUGGCAACAUAUGAACGAUCCCAUCAUACCACAUCUCAAAGUAAUCCAUCGCUAUCCAUGGGCCUUUCAACGACUACGGAUAGACAGAGGAGCCAUCCGAUUCGUCCUCAGUGGUGCGACGCUCAUGGUGCCUGGUCUCACAUCACCUGGUGGCAGAUUACCGGGCACUGCUGAGGACAGCGAGGUCUAUGGCAAUGGUGGGACGGAUAUCGCGGCAGGAGAGGUGGUCGUGGUUGAGGCGGAGGGCAAGGAGAAUGCGUGUAUGGUCGGUGUGCUGAAGAUGGGCACAAAAGAGAUGAAGGAGAAGAAGAAGGGGCCGGGAAUUGAAAAUGGGCAUUAUGUUGGAGAUGGGCUGUGGAAGCUUGAUUUGAGUUGA